AUGUACGCUGAACACGGUCGAUUCAACCGACCGCAGAAGAAAGAUAUUCUUGAGACCACUACCUGCAGAAAGGUGCACCGGAAUACAGUUCCAUGGACGCUCACCCUUCUCAACGCCAUUUUUGCUGCUCUCACGAUAUAUCUUAGUCUGAGAUAUGAGCCUCGAUGCCCUGGAGAACUUUCUGACAAAAGAUAUCACAACGCUGGAUUGAAUCCCGCCCUCAAAGCAACUUCAAUCUACUCGCCUCUGUUCGACGAAAUCGACCUGUCUCUCCAACCCCACAAACUCGACGGCUCCUUCAAAAACACCUCCUCCAUCUUCCGCCAAGCUCCCUCCCCAGAAGUCGACGCAGCCUGGGACUUCUUCUCCGGCUCAAUCUUCACCACCACAUCCUUCGCCCUCGCCGAAAGCCAAAAACGCCCCGAAACCGCAGUCAAAGCCCCAGAAUCCUGGGGUCGAGGCGACGACGCAUACAUCUUCCAGCUGGACGUAUUCCAUCAGAUCCAUUGCCUGAAUUGGCUUCGCAAAGAUCUGAAUUGGGAGUACUACUGGGGCGACGAGAGACCUUCGCAGUGGUGGUUGGAUCAUCGGGCGCAUUGUAUUCAUAUCCUGUUGCAGACGCUCAUGUGCCAUGCUGAUCUUGAUAUCGUACCGUAUAAUUGGGUCCCAAGACAUGGCCAAGGACCGGAGCUGGUGCCUGACCCAGACUUCAAUGUCGUGAAGAUGUGCCGGAACUUCGAAGCAGUGGUGGCGUGGGCGGAGACGAACCAAGUAGAAGAUGCGCAAGAGAAACGGAAGCAUUUAAAGGCUCCUAUUGAUGCUGUUGCUUCAGAGUGGCCUUACUAG
Molecule: messenger RNA, 846 nt
Organism: Zasmidium cellare ATCC 36951
Lineage: Eukaryota; Fungi; Ascomycota; Dothideomycetes; Mycosphaerellales; Mycosphaerellaceae
Exons: 2
Coding region: 1-846 (281 amino acids)
Biological process (GO): mycotoxin biosynthetic process
Source: RefSeq, a predicted model, not a curated record